AUGGCUACAGAUGGAGCUGGUUGGCAAUGGCCUCAGGGUAUGGAAGCAAAGCCCGAACCGUCAACUUCACAGCCGGCAUUUGACUUCCACCAUCCUCCGCGAUCAUCAGAUUCCUAUUCUUUCACACCCGAAGACGAAGGCGAAGAAGUGCGGGGAGAUGAUUCUCCAGAAGAAUCCACACCUGAACCACCACAAACGGAAAAUUCUGCGAAUGCGCGGGAUCACUAUCCGACACGGCAAUGUAGGAUAUGCUUAGAAGAAGUACAUCCAUCCUUUGAGCCAGCUGCGGAAGGUUUAAGCACCUUUCUAAAACCGAAACCAAAGGUCGAAUAUAUUUCGUCGGAUCCUGAAUCUGGCAGACUUAUACGGCCAUGCAAAUGCCGAGGUUCUCAGAAAUACGUUCAUGAAGGAUGUUUACAGGAAUGGAGACAUGCGGAUCCUGCGUAUGCUCGUCGAAAUUAUUGGGAAUGUCCUACUUGCAAAUUUCAAUACCGGUUAGAGCGGAUGAGAUGGAGUCGAGCUAUUCAGAGCACUCUUGUUCAACUUGGACUUACAGCAUUCAUUAUGCUCAUAACGGUAUUUCUAUUGGGAUUUGUAGCGGAUCCUAUUCUCAACCUUUACUUCGAGCCGGCUGCGACAAUCUCCUCUAUUGCGACCGGUCAUGGAGUUGGACACCUAGAUUUCGAAGAUGAUGUUGAAGACUAUGGUGGUUGGGUAGUUCAUUUUAUGAAAGGAUUGUCGUCUAUAGGGGUCAUUGGGCUUGUCAAGGUCCUCUUCACUCUGAAUCCAAUUAGUUGGUGGAAUAUUCGACAGACAGGCCUGGUUGGAGGUGGCCGUGGUCGCAGAGAAAGGAAUGAAGGAAACUUCUCCUUUAUCAUAAUUGUUGGAAUUAUUGCGUUUUUAUUUGCAUUAUGGACUUGGGUUAGGGCCUGGUCAAGACGAACUCUUGAGAGAGCAGGUGAACGAGUCGCCGAUGUUCAAGGUGAUGAUGACCAUGACCAAGAACACACAGAAUAA
Messenger RNA from Glarea lozoyensis ATCC 20868, 1017 nucleotides. Its product is annotated as RING/U-box. The transcript is spliced from 2 exons. The record is from RefSeq and is a predicted model, not a curated record. The coding region runs from base 1 to 1017 and encodes 338 amino acids. Gene Ontology annotation, molecular function: zinc ion binding. Lineage: Eukaryota; Fungi; Ascomycota; Leotiomycetes; Helotiales; Helotiaceae.